Molecule: messenger RNA, 753 nt
Organism: Hydatigera taeniaeformis
Lineage: Eukaryota; Metazoa; Platyhelminthes; Cestoda; Cyclophyllidea; Taeniidae
Source: the annotation of a GenBank genome assembly
AUUGAGAAGUUGAGGGAAGUCGUUGAACUCCCUCUUCUCCACCCGGAAAAGUUUGUCAGUCUCGGCAUCGAGCCCCCAAAGGGUGUACUGCUCUACGGUCCUCCCGGCACUGGUAAGACCCUAUGUGCGCGGGCUGUGGCCAAUCGUACCGACGCCUGCUUUAUUCGUGUAAUUGGUUCGGAGCUGGUGCAAAAGUAUGUCGGUGAGGGGGCUCGAAUGGUGCGUGAGCUCUUCGAGCUAGCCCGAUCUAAGAAGGCUUGUAUUAUCUUCUUUGACGAAAUCGAUGCUAUUGGAGGUGCCCGUUUCGAUGACGGGGCUGGUGGAGACAACGAGGUGCAGAGAACCAUGCUGGAACUAAUCAACCAGCUGGAUGGCUUUGAUCCCCGGGGCAAUAUCAAGGUUCUUAUGGCCACUAACCGGCCAGAUACUCUCGAUCCUGCUCUUGUUCGUCCGGGCCGUCUUGAUCGAAAAAUAGAGUUUGGUCUCCCAGAUCUCCCGGGCAGGACGCACAUUUUUAAAAUUCAUGCAAGAUCGAUGUCUGUAGAGAAGGAUAUUCGCUACGAACUUUUGGCUCGCCUAUGUCCAAACAGCACUGGUGCUGAAAUACGGAGCGUGUGCACUGAGGCAGGGAUGUUCGCCAUUCGAGCACGCUGCAAGAUGGCUACAGAGAAGGAUUUCCUGGAUGCAGUGAAUAAGGUUAUCAAAUCUUACGCAAAAUUCAGUGCUACACCCCGAUACAUGACCUAUAACUAG